Nycticebus coucang (slow loris) is the source of this 2156-nucleotide messenger RNA. It is a transcript of the gene RSPO1, whose product is annotated as R-spondin 1. Lineage: Eukaryota; Metazoa; Chordata; Mammalia; Primates; Lorisidae. The coding region runs from base 785 to 1576 and encodes 263 amino acids. The record is from RefSeq and is a predicted model, not a curated record. The transcript has 7 exons.
AGGGCUCCCUCCUCCUCUCCUAAGGAGAUUCCACAGCCUGUCUUGAUUAUUCACCCUCCUCAUCAGUACAUCUUUUCUGCUCUAGCUUAACUCCUGCUAACUACAGUUUUAGCCCAUUUUCCUUUCCCAAUCCGAAGCCAAGCUGGAGAACAGCUGUUUGCCACCCCAAGAAGUGUGUCUCUUUCCCUCCCUUCUUGGGGCUUGACUUCAACAUCUUCUGGGUCACUGCAGGUGUCCGAGGCCCUUGGAAAGUCAUUCCACAGACAUUUCUAGAGUUCCUGCCGUUAACCCGGCAUUUGCAUCCUUCAAAACAGAUGAGGACCCUGAGGCCCAGAGAGGUUAAGCCAUUUAGUAAUGGCCACACAGCAGGUGAGGGAAGCCAGUGUCAUUUGCUCCAGUGAAAUUCACACCUGGAUCCUCUUCACAAUCUCCCAGCUGAGACAGUGGUUCCCUGGCAGUUCAGGUGGGAGUGACGAUCUUCGCUGGCAAGGACUGGGUUGCUUUUUGGAGAAGUCCCUGCUGAAGUGGCAAAGAGAUUUCCCAUGUGACACUCCGAGGUGCCUUUGAGGAAGGCUGUCUCUGAGGACCUCCCUUUGAGCUGAUGGAGAACUGGGCUCUCCACGCCCUCUCUGUCCCCAGCUGAGAUUAUGGUGGAUUUGGGCCAUGGCCCAGGCCUGGGCCUCCUGCUGCUGACCCAGCCCCGGAGGCGUUAGCAAGAGCCCUGUGCCAUCCACCCUCCCAGAGACCACCCCUCCUCUCAGGGGCCUGGAGCUGGCGAGUGACUAUGCGGCUUGGGCUGUGUGUGGUGGCCCUGGUUCUGAGCUGGACGCACCUGGCCUUCGGCAGCCGUGGUAUCAAGGGGAAGAGGCAGAGGCGGAUCAGUUCUGAGGGGAGCCAGACCUGCUCCAAGGGCUGUGAGCUCUGCUCAGAGGUCAACGGCUGUCUCAAGUGCUCGCCCAAGCUGUUCAUCCUGCUGGAGAGGAACGACAUCCGCCAGGUGGGCGUCUGCCUGCCGUCCUGCCCUCCUGGGUUCUUCGACGCCCGCAAUCCCGACAUGAACAAGUGCAUAAAAUGCAAGAUUGAGCACUGUGAGGCCUGCUUCAGCCACAACUUCUGCACCAAGUGUAAGGACAGCUUGUACUUGCACAAGGGCCGCUGCUACCCAGUGUGUCCCAAGGGCUUCGCAGCUGCCAAUGGCACCAUGGAGUGCAGCAGUCCUGCACAAUGUGAAAUGAGUGAGUGGUCCCCAUGGGGGCUCUGCUCCAAGAAGAACAAGCUCUGUGGUUUCCGGAGGGGCUUCCAGGAGCGAACACGCAGGGUACUCCACGGUGCUGGGGGGGACCAGGCCCCCUGCACCGACACCCAGGAGACCCGGAGGUGCACAGUGCAGAGGAUACCAUGUCCUGAGGGGCAAAAGAGGAGGAAGGGCAGCCAGGGCCGGCAGGAGAAUGCCAACAAGAACCCUGCCAGGAAGGAGAGCAAGGAGCCAGGCACUGGCUCUCGGAGACGCAAGGGGCAGCAACAGCAGCAGCAGCAAGGGACGGUGGGGCCGCUCAUGUCUGCGGGGACUACCUAGGGACAUGGUCCAGCCUCUGGGCUGUGCAGGAGGAGUCCAGCGCUGCUCUGUGUGAUGAAAGCUUUCCUGAACUGGAGUAUGGGGGGCAACACGUACACACACACUCCAUCCAUCCAUGCACACACAGACACACAAAUCCUUGUCCAAAUAUGCAACCAUACAUACACGCACACAUGUGUUGUGUGUACAAACACAUGCACACACACACAACUGAGGCCACUAGAAGAUACUUGCAUCCCUCAGGCCAGCCGUGCACACUUUGUUUACAAAGCUCCCAGCGGACGGACAUGUCAGAGAGAAUGUGUCCCAGCAUCCGAGCCCAAGCUUUGCAGAGUGGAGCCUUCUGGAUGAGCUACUGGGAUUGGACUGGCUGGUGGCAGAUGGGAGCCAAAGCUUGAGGCCUGCUGGGGCCCCGGGGGAGUGGUCUUCUUCCUACCCUGUUGGGCACUCCCAGCUGUGUGACUUUAUUGUUGGAGGGUAUUGUUACACAUCCAUGGUACCUAUCAGGGCUAUCCUGACUCUGAAAACUGCUUAAAGUUUAUUUCAAAUUAAAAAAAAUUUAACAAUAGCAGUAGGCACA